Anopheles merus is the source of this 497-nucleotide messenger RNA. Its product is annotated as endocuticle structural glycoprotein SgAbd-3-like. Gene Ontology annotation, molecular function: structural constituent of chitin-based larval cuticle. Gene Ontology annotation, cellular component: chitin-based extracellular matrix. The transcript is spliced from 3 exons. The coding region runs from base 105 to 407 and encodes 100 amino acids. NCBI's taxonomy places the organism in Eukaryota, Metazoa, Arthropoda, Insecta, Diptera, Culicidae. The record is from RefSeq and is a predicted model, not a curated record.
AGGGUUCGAAUGUCAGUCGUCCACAGUGUUAUCGCUUUGACUUAACGUAAUCCCUGCGUUCUUUUGGUAGUGUCUCUGAACGUUUGUUCUAAAACUGCUUCAACAUGAAAUUUGUCGCUGUGUUUGCCUUUGUAUGCCUGCUGGGUCUGUGUCUCGCAGAAGAUACGUCCAUCGUAUCCGAGGAUAAAGAGAUGAACGUCGAUGGAAGCUACAAGUUCAACUACGAACAGUCGGAUGGGCAGAAGCGCGAGGAAAUGGCUGAGCUGAAGGCAUCGGCCGCCGAUCCGGAUGUGCAGGCAAUCUCGGUCAGCGGCUCGUACGAGUACACCGACAACGAUGGCAAGCGCUACCUUGUCACCUACACCGCCGACGAGAACGGUUACCGUCCGAUGGUGAAGCAGCUGUAAAGGGUUGUACGGGUUAAGCUUUAGUGGGAUAUCUUGGGGAGAAAAUCAUGGAAAAACAAUAAAACAGGUCAAACGAAUUGUACAAAUCUA